AUGGCGUUCACACCUUCACAAUUGGCCCUGCGGCGGGCGCCCCUGCCGGGGGAGGCGGGCGACCCCGAGGUCGCGGCCCCUCGCAGUCGACCGCACCGCGGAGUCCCUGGGCGCUGGCAGUGCCCUGGCCGGCGGGGGGGAGGCUCGAGGCAAGCCCGAGGCGUCGGCCGCACGGUGAGAGCGCGGCAGGACGAUUCUGAGUUUGCGGCUGAUGAUGGGGAUGCGGGAGAUUCAGCCACUGGGGAUGACAGGUUGAAUCAGGAAUCAGUGUGGACAUCUGUCAUGUCUUUGAGCCAGGACAUCGACUUGGGUGGGGUAUUGACUGCUGAAGAGAGGACUCGGCAAGAUGAGCAGAACGACUCAAUAUUUUAUUCACGCCCGAGACUUGUGCGUUAUGUGGAUGAAGGUUUUUGCAACCGUCUCAAAGGAUGGUACGGUGAGCACCUGCAUCCAGGUGAUUAUGUGCUGGACCUUUGCUCAAGUGACGACUCCCACCUCCCAUGCGCCUUAGAACUGGCAGCAGUGGAGGGGCACGGAAUGUGCCAAGGGGAGCUGGCCGCAAACCCUGCCCUCACAGGAUACUUCAUUCAAGACUUGAACAAUGAUCCCACUCUGCCACUGCCCAACGACAAAUUCGACGCUGUGCUGUGCUGCAUGGGGCUGCAGUACUUGGUGUACCCCGAGAAGGUCUUGUCGGAGGUGCGUAGGGUGCUGAAGCCUGGUGGGAAGGUGCUGGUCUCGUUUUCGAGCCACUGGUUUCCAGAGAAGACAGUGACAGCUUGGCUUGAGAGGACACUGGAGCAACAGGUGGAGCUGGUGAAGAGUCUGCUCGAUUCUGCCGGGUUUGAGGACACUAGGAGCAUUGUCUGGAUACCAGAGGACGAAGCUCCCAGCUUGGUUUCGGACAGCAUCGUGGAGGCGACAGUCGAUGGGGAGCUGCAGGUAGUCUCGAGUGUGAGUGGAGAGGAUGAUGAUGGGUUGUUAGAUGUGGCUUCCCUUGCACAUGAAGAGGAUGCUGUCACGAUGGAAGAAAUGCUUUCACAGCCCAGAACAGAGGACCACUGUCCAGACCCAUUUUGCGCUGUGCUGGGCGUGUGCCCUCAAAUGCCCGAUGGGGGCAGCAACGAGUCUAGUCUCCCAGGGUCUGUGGCCUUUUCGGAGGCGUCAGAACUGGCUGAACUGUCAGCCAGCGCAAGGGUGCUGGACGAAAUGGAGCUGUGGGAGGGCAAGGAAGUUGGCAUGCAGACACUGGAGAGGUGGGCCACUGUGUAUGGCAUGCUGUGCCAGGAGGCGGAGGCCCUUGGCAUACCUAAGGAUGCUGUGCCCAGGAUCGAAGGAGAUUUGACCUUCAGCAGCCUUAGGGAAAAGAGGGACCUGUUGCGUGGGAUGAUGGCGUCAUUCAGGAGCUCGGGGCUGUAG
Messenger RNA from Ostreobium quekettii, 1419 nucleotides. The record is from the annotation of a GenBank genome assembly. Lineage: Eukaryota; Viridiplantae; Chlorophyta; Ulvophyceae; Bryopsidales; Ostreobiaceae.